Malus domestica (apple) is the source of this 2078-nucleotide messenger RNA. Its product is annotated as endoglucanase 9-like. The record is from RefSeq and is a predicted model, not a curated record. NCBI's taxonomy places the organism in Eukaryota, Viridiplantae, Streptophyta, Magnoliopsida, Rosales, Rosaceae. Gene Ontology annotation, biological process: carbohydrate metabolic process. Gene Ontology annotation, molecular function: hydrolase activity, hydrolyzing O-glycosyl compounds.
UGUUUUCGACAAGUGGAAUGCAGUGAGGUGGCACUUAGAAAGCAUUUUCGGGAGUGGCUGCCUGCCUGCCUUAAUAGCACAGAGCGAUUAAUUUGCAGCCCAGAGGCAAAGACAGCUAUCUGUCUUUCUGUUUCUGUUUCUCAAGGUGAAGCUCCCUUGAGAGAGAACGAUCAGAGACACACAGGAGAGGAUGAAAAGAGAUGAUAUACGGCACGGUGGUGGUGGUCCGCUGGAGAUAGAGGCGGAGGAUGGGGCAGGGACAGGGGCACCGCCAUCGGACAAGGUGAAGCAAGGGUGGCUGCUGAAGCCAGAAAAUAAAGACGAUGAGAGGAGUAUUGACGAGAAAAAGAAGAGGACGAUGUUUACGUCGAUGAGGAAGAUUUGUUGUGCAAAAUACAGCGUCACAGUAAGGAGUGUGGUGGUGGUUGGCAUUUUGGCGGCCUUAAUCACUCUCAUAGUAAAGCUUGCCCAACGGAGCCGUCAUCAUGUCCACCCGUCUGUGCCUGACAACUACACCACCGCCCUUCACCAAGCCCUCUUCUUUUUCAAUGCCCAACGAUCUGGAAAACUACCAAAGUACAACAAUGUUUCAUGGAGAGGUGAUUCCUGCUUGAGUGAUGGCAACUCUAACACCAAAAAUCUGAUUGGCGGAUAUUAUGACGGUGGAGACGCCAGCAAGUUCAGCUUCCCCGCAUCUUUUGCCAUUACCAUGUUGAGUUGGAGCGUGAUCGAAUACAGUGCAAAAUAUGCGGCACUAGGAGAACUAGACCAUGUGAAGGGCAUCAUCAAGUGGGGUACAGAUUACCUUCUCAAUACCUUCAAUUCCUCUGCAGCUGAUUCCAUUUUCAAUGUGGUUGCAGAUGUUAGAGGGGGUGAUGACACUGACUCCUCCGGUGGUGGUGAUCAGGAGAAAACUCGCAACUGUUGGAUACGUCCUGAGGAUAUUGACCAUCCAAGAACUGGACAAGAGUGUUAUAACUGCCCGGCCCUUGCCGCAGAAAUGGCUUCUGCUUUAGCUUCUGCAUCCAUUGUUUUCAAAGACAAUACAAAUUACUCUAAGAAACUUGUUCAUGGUGCUGAUUUACUCUUCAAAUUUGCUAACAAAGGGCAAGGUGCAAAGUAUACGGGUAGUGCGGACGCGUCUUCCCCCAUCUACAAUUCCACUGGUUUUUGGGAUGAAUUUCUGUGGGGUGGAUCUUGGUUGUAUCUUGCAACGGGGAACUUAUCCUAUCUCCAACUUGUCACUAACCCUGACUUGGGUGCUCAUGGCAAAGUUUUGUGGACUGACCCCAAGAAUAGGGUACUUAGCUGGGACAACAAGCAUGCUGGUGCUUUUUUGCUUCUAAGCCGGCUGAGAUUGUUCUUGAAUUACGGGUACCCUUAUGAAGAGAUGUUGAGGACAUAUCACAGUCAGAUUGAUGAAACAAUGUGUUCCUACCUUCCCGUAUUCACAAGCUUCAACAGAACAAAGGGAGGGCUGAUUCAGUUGAACAAUGGAAGGCCAAGGCCUCUUCAGUAUGUAGUCUAUGCAGCUUUUUUAGCUCAGUUAUACAGCGACUAUGUUGACGCUAUUUCUGCACCAGGAUGGCAUUGCGGAUCCAAUUUCUACCCUACUGAAGAACUGCGCAGGUUUGCCAGGACCCAAAUUGAUUACAUUAUUGGCAAAAAUCCUCGGGGGAUAAGCUACAUUGUCGGCUUUGGUGAGCGUUUUCCACAGCAGGUCCACCAUAGAGGAGCAUCCAUUCCCAAAAAUAAGAUCAAGUAUGGCUGUAAAGGGGGAUUGAAAUGGAGAGACAGUAAGAAACCGAAUCCAAAUAUAAUUGUUGGGGCCAUGGUUGCUGGUCCUGAUGAGCACGACAAUUUCCAGGAUGUCCGUUCCAAUUAUAACUACACAGAGCCGACCCUUGCAGGAAAUGCAGGUCUGGUUGCUGCACUUGUGGCACUGUCCACUGGAAACCCUGCUGGUGUUGACAAAAACUCUAUGUUUUAUGCAGUUCCUCCCCUGCCUUCACCCCCGCCACCUCCUCCAUCACCUUGGAUACCCUGAGAUGUUUUAGGAGCAGUUUUCUCUUGUGAUU